This is a messenger RNA of Cuscuta europaea, 2778 nucleotides long. The record is from the annotation of a GenBank genome assembly. Lineage: Eukaryota; Viridiplantae; Streptophyta; Magnoliopsida; Solanales; Convolvulaceae.
GUCGAAAUAUUAGAUUCGGAAAGUGAUCACACGAUACUCUGAGAAAUCCGCCAGAUUUUCUAAAACAGUUUCCCAACUCCCCAGCUCUAACAUGGAUUACCACAUGCGCACAUUGUAUUGUGGCUUUCGAUGACAGAGCGCAAUGCAAACCCAUCGGUGAUGAUCGAUAGAAUUAUUUCAGCAGAGAUCCCAGAUGAAUAUGCUGACCCUGUGUAUUACAAUGCAGUUAAAGAAUUGAUGAUCCACGGUCCAUGUGGCCCUAUGAAUGCAUCUGCACCAUGCACAGAAAAAGGCCGGUGCACAAAGCACUUUCCAAAGAGAUUUGUCGUUCGCACGACAAUGGAUAAGCAAGGUUAUCCGAUUUACAGACGCAGAGACAACGGCAGGUAUGUUACUAAGAAUACCCACGAUCUCGAUAAUAGAUAUGUCAUCCCACACAACCGUGGCUUAUUGUUGAAGUAUAGUGCUCACAUUAAUGUCGAGUGGUGUAACCAAACACGGGCAGUUAAGUACUUAUUUAAGUACAUCAAUAAGGGUGACGAUCGGAUAACCGUUGAGUUCUCAGAAGCCAUAGAUAACUCUACUCCAAAAAUAAUAGAUGAAAUUAAGAUGUACUAUGAUUGUCGGUAUAUAUCCGCAUGUGAGGCUGCUUGGAGAAUUUUCGGAUUCCAUAUUCAUUAUCGAGAUGUACCAGUUGAGCGCCUCACUUUUCAUCUUCCUGAUGCACAGAACGUAUACUACAAUCCCAAUGCAUCUAUAAGCUCAGUACUGAAUAAACCAACAAUCAACUCCACAAAAUUCACGGCUUGGAUGAAAGCAAAUCAAGUGUAUCCCACUGCCAAAGAGCUGACGUAUGUUGAGUUUCCAAGCAAAUUCAGGUGGAAGAAAAAUACCAUGGAAUGGGUAGAAAGGAAGAGAGGAUUUGCUAUUGGACGCAUUUAUUAUGUACGACCUGGAGCAGGGGAGAAGUACUACCUACGAAUAUUGUUGAAUAUUGUGAAGGGAGCAACCAGCUUUGAGGAGUUGAGGACUUAUGAAGGGACCGUAUAUCCUACAUUUAGAGACGCGUGCCACGCGCGUGGUUUACUUAAAGAUGACAAGGAGUUUAUUGAUGGCAUUACAGAUGCGAGCUUCUGGUCUUCUUCACGGUCACUUCGCAUUGUAUUUGCUACUCUACUGGUUUCAAAUGAGUUUUCGAAGCCAGGCUUAGUGUGGCAAAAGUGUUGGGAGUUUUUCUCUGAUGACAUACUAUACAAUAUUCGCAAGAAUACGGGUAAUCCAGAUUUUGAACUGGAUAAAGAGAAAAUUGAAAAGUACUGUUUGUUGGAGAUUCAGAAGCUCUUGCAGUCGAGAGGUAGAUCAUUACGUGAUUUUGCUGGCAUACCCUUGCUACCUGAUGAUGAAAUGCCCUCGCUUGAAGAAGUUCUCAUUCAUGAAGAGCUGCGGUAUAAUAAAUCGUAUCUGAUUGAGGAGCAUGCAAAGUUGUUGGCCGAGAUGACAGAUGAACAACGUGUUGUGUAUGAUAGGAUAAUGGAAUCUGUAGAUAGUAGAAACGGGAAAUUCUACUUUUUAUAUGGCCACGGAGGAACUGGGAAAACAUAUCUAUGGAGGACUUUGUUUGCGGUUGUGAGAUCUCGCGGUGAUAUAGUUCUUAACGUGGCUUCAAGUGGUAUAGCAUCGCUUCUCUUGCCUGGAGGAAGAACCGCACAUUCGAGGUUUGCGAUUCCACUUAGUGUUGUAGAAGACUCCACGUGCAACAUAAAACAUGGUAGUCCGUUGGCCAAGCUGAUAGAGUUAUCUAAGUUAAUUAUAUGGGAUGAAGCACCUAUGACGCACCGACACUGUUUUGAAGCUCUUGAUCGGAGUAUGAGAGACGUGCUUCGUUACUCCAGCCACUGUGACACUACCUUGCCUUUUGGUGGGAAGACGAUUGUAUUUGGUGGUGAUUUUAGGCAAAUUCUUCCUGUGAUACCAAAAGGCACGAGACAAGAUAUUGUGCACGCCGCACUGAACAGUUCAUUCUUGUGGUCAAAUUGUACUGUAGUGAGGCUUACUAAAAACAUGAGGCUAGCAAGGAUGCUCGGCCAGCCGGAUGGACCAACUAUCCAAUCUUUUGCAGAGUGGAUUUUGAAGAUUGGUGACGGAGCUUUUGCUGAAAAUCAAGACGGAGAAUCACUAAUUGAAAUACCAGACGAUAUGAUUGCUCCAAUGACGUCUGAUCCUGUUGAAUCUAUAGUUCAAGCUAUUUAUCCAGAUUUCUUAACCCAGGGUGAUCCGAUUAAUUAUCUUUAUUCCAGGGCUAUUCUUGCUCCAACCAUAGAUGAGGUUGAUAAGGUCAACGAUUACAUGUUGAGCCAGAUAGAUUCAGAGUUAAAGACAUACCUAAGUUCAGAUUCAGUUUCUUCAUCUGACUCGGAUAGUAAUGAUCUCUUGCAUGAGAUACAUUCUCCUGAAUUUCUUAAUAGCAUCAAAUGUUCUGGCUUACCGAGUCAUGAGCUCAAGCUGAAAGUUGGAGUUCCUGUGAUGCUUAUGAGGAAUAUCGAUCAUUCAUCUGGAUUGUGCAACGGCACACGACUUCUGGUCACUAAACUUGGAACUCAUAUUAUUGAGGCUCAGAUGAUGCACGGAGAAAAUGCCGGCGAAAAAUUUCUUAUUCCUCGCCUUACUUUGACACCAUCGGACAUUAGUCUCCCGUUCACUUUUCAGCGUAGGCAAUUUCCGUUAAUGGUUAGCUAUGCAAUGACCAUCAACAAGAGCCAGGGACAAUCAUUGGAAAAG